Messenger RNA from Salvelinus fontinalis (brook trout), 2464 nucleotides. Its product is annotated as stromal cell-derived factor 1-like. Gene Ontology annotation, cellular component: extracellular region. The record is from RefSeq and is a predicted model, not a curated record. Gene Ontology annotation, molecular function: chemoattractant activity; chemokine activity. Lineage: Eukaryota; Metazoa; Chordata; Actinopteri; Salmoniformes; Salmonidae. The transcript has 4 exons. Gene Ontology annotation, biological process: chemotaxis; positive regulation of cell migration; induction of positive chemotaxis. The coding region runs from base 112 to 411 and encodes 99 amino acids.
GUGUGUAGAGAGGAGCUGACAGUCAGUCUACCCUGAACCCUGCUGGAUAGUAGCUGUGAGAAGCUGAGCCCUGAGCCUCUUGUAACUCCAUCCUACUACAUACAGCCCACCAUGGAUGUCAAAGUACUGGCUGUGUUGGUCCUACUGGCUGUGGCCUUGGAUGUACCUCCCUCUACGGCGAAGCCCAUCAGCCUGGUAGAGAGAUGCUGGUGUCGCUCCACUCUCAACACCGUCCCUCAGAGGAGCAUCAGAGAGCUCAAGUUCCUUCACACACCCAACUGCCCUUUCCAAGUCAUUGCCAAGCUGAAGAACAACAGGGAGGUGUGCAUUAACCCCGAGACCAAAUGGCUGCAGACGUACCUGAAGAAUGCCAUUAACAAGGUGAAGAAGUCCAGAAGACGUGCUCAGUAAAGGAUACGUAUACACUAUCCUGACCGGCCCGAAGUGCCCCAGUCCCAGGCCAGCUCUCCUCCUCCUCCUCCUCCUCCUCCUCUACUCAGAUAUGUAACUCUGUAGCUACACGUCUCUGCUCUGGAACACUCUGGAAUGCUCUGGAAUGUUCUGGAACAUUCUGGAAUGCUCUGGAACGCUUGCAAAACCAGCACUUCACCGCCAGACCGACCAUGAUGCCUUGCUGCUGCUGCUGACCCCGCAGCCACCCUGCCUCCCACGCUGCAGACACCUCUCCUCACGCUGUUAGCACCAAGUGCAUAUACCUAAUUAUAUCGGAAUGUGUGAGUACGUGUGUAAAGAGUGUGUGAGUACGUGUGUAAAGAGUGUGUGAGCGCAGUGUGGUUGUUCUUUGUGUGUGUGUGUGUGUGUCUGAACUGAGUGUGUAAGUGUACGUCUGUAUAUAAAGUAUUUUUCCUACUUUUACAAGAGGCAGUAAAGGGACAUUUAAAGUUUUUACACCCGGCUCACCGUCUCAAAUGUGCUGAGCAAGGACUUGUGGGUAUCACCAGGGGUGGGUUCUGACUGAGGGCUUGAGCCUACUCUGUAAGAGGCGACCAAUCAGGGCUGAUCAAACAUUCAUAACAGGGGAAAUAGAUAGUCACCCCUAACUGAUCCAAGGUCAGAUGUUGUUUAAUCCCUGAUGGUUAAGGCUAGGAUGGUAGGGAAGGAAAUCUUAGAUCUGUGGUCAGGGGCAACUUCUAUGUCAAGCCUUAACAAGCAUUCCAGUCUAGCCAAGACAAUGGAGGACAUGCAUUGAUUCAGGUGUUUCAACUCAAGGGAUCAGAAGACAUUAGUUUGAAGUGAUACAUAUCUUUUCAGGAAGAGAGGCUGUGCACUGAAUCACAUGGAGUUUCCAUUCACAAGAACAGACCGGUGAAGAUCCCAAUCAGACGAUGUGUACAGGCCAGGGGUUUCUAACCUCUCCUCGGUGGCCACCAGACGUUUCACUAUUUAGUUGUAGCCCUGAACUAACUCACCUGAUUCACCUAUUCAAGGCUGGUUAGUUGACAAGUUGAAUCAGGUGUGUUAGCUGUGGAAUAGAUCAAAUACAUGGAAUGACUGGGGGUCCCCGAGGAGAGGUUUGAAAACCAGUGCUGUAAUAAAGGGGAAGUUAUCUGCUGUAAUAUAAGCCGACAGCCUUUAUUGGAGGCAGACAAUUCUGUAUUACAGUCCUGUGCCGAAUAGAAAAGCCCACACAAUUAGAAGUAACUUAAGCAACUCAGCAAGAGCCAAGGGUUGUAAGAACGAUGGCCUUGUGGGAUAAGAUUGUAAUGCAAAACAGGGAUAAAACCCCAUAUCAAUGCAGCUUUUUAUACAGUUUGUGUGAAUGUAAUGUUGUCUGUUGCUAUAGUCUAGGCUGUAAGGCAUUGAAUGAGACACCGAGUCAUUUUUCAGCAAAACAAGCAAUAUGAAAUAAAUUUACCUCAAUAUUCUAGGUAUUUACUAACAAAUACUGGCGCAAAAUAAUUGCUGUAUUAUAUUAAGUAUAGUAAGAUUCAUUACAUACAUUUCUAUACAGGAUCACAUUGUCUGAUUAUUGGAUUUCACUCUUCAAUUGCUUAGGAGCUCACUUUAGGCCUACUCCAUAGUUAUAAACCCUCACAUAUCCUUAGGCAGGAUUUUAAAGCCAGUAUACGGCCACAUGAAAUACCUGUUACUAUCCUACAGUAUUGACUAUCACAUUGAAACUGAAUGUUGCUGAGCUGGGGGCGAAGGAAAGUUAUCCUACUUUUAUCGUUGAGCCACUUUAAAUACCAGAUACGUCUUUUAAAUUGGUAUUUUUACUGUAAUGAUUUUUAUUUUUGUAUAUUUCAUAUAUUCUAAGAUAAUGAGAUAUAACACAGUGUUUGUAAGUACAUUUAAGCAGUAUUAGAUGAAGGCAUAACCAGAGAGUACUGUAUACCAACUGCAGUACUACUGUAUUAUCAAAUCAAAUUUUUAUACAUUUAUCACUUUUCCAAAAACGUUUAUUUGCAAUAUCAUAAAAACACAACAUGCUAUGUGUCUAUUA